Molecule: messenger RNA, 1083 nt
Organism: Amphimedon queenslandica
Lineage: Eukaryota; Metazoa; Porifera; Demospongiae; Haplosclerida; Niphatidae
Product: matrilin-2-like
Exons: 7
Molecular function (GO): calcium ion binding
Source: RefSeq, a predicted model, not a curated record
UGUGAACACAACUGCACUAAUACAAAUGGUUCUUACUAUUGUUCAUGUUUUACUGGAUACAGGUUACACAAGAAAAGAUUUUGUUCAGAUAUUGAUGAGUGCAGUGAAGGUACAUCAGGUUGUAAUCAGUUAUGUUCUAAUACUCUUGGAAGCUACACUUGCAGUUGUCACAAUGGGUAUGAGCUGGACACAGAUAAUCAUACCUGUAUUGAUAUUGAUGAAUGUCUUACUAAUAAUGGAGGAUGUGAACAUACUUGUGUAAAUACUAAUGGUAAUUACUAUUGCCUCUGUAACUACAGUUAUGUGUUGAAUCAUGACAGGCAUCAGUGUGAUGAUGUCAAUGAAUGUGCUAAUGGUAACAAUGCUUGUAACCACAUCUGUAUCAAUACUAUUGGAUCAUACUACUGUGACUGCAAUUCUGGAUAUCAUCUUAUAAGCAAUCAAAGAUACUGCAUAGACACUAAUGAGUGCUCAACAAAUAACGGUGGCUGUCAACAGCACUGCCAUAACACAGUUGGAAGCUAUUAUUGCUCUUGUUGGUCUGGAUAUUAUUGGGAUACUACAACUAACAGAUGUGAAGAUAGGAAUGAGUGUUCUUCAAGUUAUAGCAAUAGAUGUUAUCAAAAUUGUCACAAUACAGAAGGGAGUUAUUAUUGUAGUUGCAGAACAGGAUUCAGAUUAUCUUAUGGCUAUCGUUGCUAUGAUAUUAAUGAGUGUGCAAGUAACAAUGGUGGAUGUGAACAGCAUUGUAAAAAUACUGAUGGAUCUUAUUACUGUGAAUGCAAUGUAACUGAUGGCUAUGCUCUUGAUGGAGAUAAUCAUGGGUGCUCACGAAAUUGUAGCACUGAUCCUCUUGUCUGCCAGCAAGUUUGUCAUAGUCAAAAUGACCUCUUGAAUUGUUCAUGCUAUCCUGGCUACAGGCUAAGUGACGAUGGAAGAACUUGUGAAAAGAUUUAUUUCUGUUCAGAAAAUACAACAAACUGUAAUCAGAUUUGUACUAAUAUGAAUAAUAGUUUUAUUUGCUCAUGUAAUGAUGGCUAUGAACUACAAAAUGACAAUGCUACAUGUCAGGAUAUUAAUGAG